CAAUUUCCAUUAAUAUAAAUACUUUGCAAUUUCCCUUUAUUUUCAAUUCCAUUUACCUAUUCUCAUUCCUACUUCUAUUUGUGAACUCACUCUCAUAACCAUAAUCACAAUCACAAUCACAAUCACAAUCACAAUUGCAAUCCAAUCGUAAUCGCAAUCGUACUUAUAAUCCCAUCCACUCUUCUCCUACUUUACCUCUCUCCAAUUCUAUUCUUAUACCAAAAAUGUCCUACUCAACUGAACCAGAAAGAGUUAACAGAUUCCUAAGAGACACUCAGUCUCAAAACUCAAACAUACAAAAUGACUACCUCUACUACUACUUGAUGAAAAACAAUAACACCUCAACCACCACCUCCAACAAUCCAUACGAAUCAAACAGAUCAAGAGAACCAAGUCCUAUUUUGUCAAAUACAAGAAAAGCUGCCUUUUAUUUUUAAUCAAUAACAAUCUCAGAUUAAUAUUUAUUUAUUUAUUUAUUCAUUCAUUUAUUCACCAU
Ascoidea rubescens DSM 1968 is the source of this 496-nucleotide messenger RNA. RefSeq lists its product as uncharacterized. Bases 225 to 437 code for a protein of 70 amino acids. The transcript has a single exon. Lineage: Eukaryota; Fungi; Ascomycota; Saccharomycetes; Ascoideales; Ascoideaceae. The record is from RefSeq and is a predicted model, not a curated record.